UGGAGCCGGUCCGGCCAGCAGGAGCCGGAGCAGGCGUCGCAGGCGCUGGCCCGCACUGGCAGCGCGCUGGCACAGCAGUUCCUGCGUAGCAGCCGAGCCGGCAGAGCGGAGCAGUACGACGUGCCGCAGAUCGAGUGUCCGCCCGCCUAUGACGGGAUGGAGCGGUUCGCGUGCCCCACGCGGGACCGCCGCGGCCGGUACCGCUGCAUCGAUGACCACAUGCUCUGCGACGGCUACCGAGAAUGUCCCGGCGGCGAGGAUGAAGAUAGAGAGAACUGCAUGUUCUAUAAAACGACCAAGGCGCACCUGAACGUGUUAGCGGAUGCGCUGCUGCGGUGGGUGCGAGGUCGCUAACGCCUCGCUGGGCCUCCUGCGCACGUGGUGACCCUGAGAGCGGCCGGCCAUAGGACGUGAUCGCGUCUGCUGCCCGCCUACCGGGUCGGCCCGCCCGCCGGCCUGCGCUCCUGACGACGCCCCUGCGCUCCUGGCGACGCCCCUGCGCUCCUGGCGACGCCUCUGCGCUCCGUGGACCAGCCAGCGCCUCUUCCGAGCAGCGUGCUGGGCCGUGACCGCCGCAGGCGAUCAGUGGACCUGUGUGAGGUCCACUGCCGACGGGCCAGUCAGAGGCCCCCUGCCGAAAAUGGGCUCGGUCAGGGAGCCCCUGCCGACAAAACAGGCGGUCAGAGAGCCCCUGGCAGAAAGGGGGUAGUCAGAAAGACUUCGUUGAUGAAGGGGCCGGUCAGAGGGCCCCUGCUGAUGAAGGGGCCGGUCGGAGGGCCCCUGCUGAUGAAGGGGCCGGUCAGAGGGCCUCUGCGGAUGGGGGCCGGCCGCGGGACGGCGGCCUGGCUCGCCGGCGCCUGCGUCCCUGGGACUUCCCGGCUCGCUGCGCGCAUUGGCGCGGCUCACUCGCCCGGGCCGGGCCGGGCCGGGGCCCGGCUCCGACCGAAAUUGGGGAGCGCUGCGCCCGCCCACCGUCCAUUCGAGCACGUCCCUCCCGUCGUGUCUGCCCCUGGGGUGGCUACCUCGACCCCAGCUUCCAACUGUAUCUAUGUCUUGUCGAGGCUGGCUCUGUGCUAUAGAGGCCCGCUUGCAUUACUGAUGCAUGCUUCGCUGGCGGAGGUCUGUCGUUGGCGUCGCCAUCCGCUCUCCUCCCUGGAGGGCCGCUAACCCUAAAACGCCCCUCGCAAGAACGCAGACGACCAGCAGAAGCCCGCUCGCUUCGGCUCGGUUCGAGACAAGAUUUUCAAUUUAGACGUGGCACCGGCUGACUUCCCUAAGCUGUUCAGUUCUGGUAGAAUUGGAGCAAUGAGAGGGGCCGCUGUCUGCGUGACAGAGCCGCUGCUCAGAUGGUAACAAAGUCCAUUCCCUGGAGGCUCGGUGGUUUGAAGUUCGAAGCCUGGCCUGUGGUCGAGCAUCGACGUAAGCAACAUCGAGAACGUUACAGUGUUGCAUUCUGCUGUAAAGGAGUCUAUACCCAAAAGUCACCCAAAAAAUUAGCUUCUAUAAUACCGAGGGCUGAUCUCCUGCGAAGGUGCCUGGUCUGCUAAAAUUCUAUUUUUGUGAUCAGCUGUCAGGCUACAAUUAUAUUUUUGUGACGAGAACAUUUGUACAUGUACUGUGCACCCUGUUUCCAGGUAUACGUUCAAACACCGUAAAUGAGUUUCAACACAGAGUCACAGCGAUUGGUGACUAAACAGCACCGUGAGAAACGAGCUUGACGCUGAGAAUUCUGCCCCCAACAGUUACCACCGAUAUUCACCAGACAAAACUUCAGCUUGAGCCUUCCUAGGGCAGAAUAGCAAAGCGUACGCACAGGAAGCGUCACACGUAAAGUUCUUAAGUCGCUAGCUACGACUAGUUAUUGGUUGGUCAUUGUUUAUUUUUUAUCACCGAUACUUAAGACAUCGAUGGAUAGGAAGUAUCAGUGAAGCUAAGUGGUUGUGGUCAACACGUCCAUAACGCGCAAAUUAAAAAGAACGUAGGUGAUAGUUUCGGGCGAUGAAAUUGGCCACGCUUAUGCCGCAUGAUCCGCCUUGUUUUCGUGAAGCGUUCACACAAGCCGGUGCUCUCAGUCUGUUCUAUGGUCUACAUCACUCCCGCUGAGCCGCCAUGCGCGAGGAUGCUGGAGGUGCCAUUCGGACGGGCUGAUGGGACUGCGGGUAGGGGUCACAUUUGGUGUUCUUCCGUCUCUGUCAAUGCUGCCACACCGGAGGUGGCGGAGGGGCGGUGUCAGCGGGGCUAUCCACCGGCGGCUGGGCGGCCGCGACACUGAAGCCAGCACGCUCUCGGUGCGCCGCCCAAUCACAGUGAUACUGUUGCUCUACUUUCACGGUUUUCGAGGCAAUAAAUUUUGCUGCACUGUGAUGGCAUGGGAUUCUGGCAAAUGGGUGCAUGAGGAGGCUAAGUUUCCUGGCUAUUUUACGCUUGUCCUGAUCCGUGUUCCUAGCACUGGCAACAUUACUCUGAUCUCUGACAGUAAGACCUCCGCUCUGUUGAGAGCGACCUGCGUACACUGAGAGGUACUACUACCCUGUGUUGAAACGUUAGACUCUCAUUUUCGUUACGCUUCACGGUGGGAACGACUGUACAAAUGAUUCAUGUUUUGCAUACGCGUUAUUGUGGCUAUUUUGCUUGGGCGUUCGUCACUCCACCUGGCCGCCGCGUCCCACCCGCUUUCAAUCCCGCCUAGAUUGCCUCGCGUCAGUCUUUUCCACGAGCCGCGCCCAGCUCCGUGUAUCCUCGGUGAGCUGCCUUUCGCUGUAUGCCUUCGUCCCCUGCUGGUCAGCGGCCGGUGCGUGCGUGUGCGCGUGAGCUGUGCGUGUCUGCCGGCUGGCGGGGCG
Pollicipes pollicipes is the source of this 2840-nucleotide messenger RNA. RefSeq names its product low-density lipoprotein receptor domain-containing jelly belly protein (gene jeb). Gene Ontology annotation, biological process: positive regulation of MAPK cascade. The record is from RefSeq and is a predicted model, not a curated record. The transcript is spliced from 3 exons. Lineage: Eukaryota; Metazoa; Arthropoda; Thecostraca; Pollicipedomorpha; Pollicipedidae. The annotation marks the transcript as partial. Gene Ontology annotation, cellular component: terminal bouton. Gene Ontology annotation, molecular function: transmembrane receptor protein tyrosine kinase activator activity; protein binding.